AGCGAAUUGGAGUUUGAACAGGAGGGAAGUGUUCUCGUGCCGCUAGGAAACCAAGUCAAUAGUAGACGGAACGGAAAGAGUUAACAUUAACAGUCUUAACAGAUAGCAUAAUAACUCAAACACGAGAUUUGUUUUGCACGGUGGGAGUGUACAGUUAUGGAGCUUAAAGAAGAAGCCACACCGGAGGAUGACAGCAGAGGGCGGCAGAGAGACGUUCCGACAAGAGUCGGCACUUCGAAACAAGUGCAAACAAAUCAACUGAAGAUCUGUCCGGUUCUAGUGUCUGGAGAUACACAUCGUAUGUGCCGUGGCCGGGAUAGGAGUGAUCCGGAGCCCAAGGCUGGCGACGCUGCAAGCGACGACGGGUUUCCCGCGGAUCAAACGUCCGGUGCAGUCCGCGAAACCCCGGAGAAAGACUCUCGUUGCACUGGAGAACACACCGAAAGCUUGUCAGAUGGCCGCCAGGGCAAGAAGAAACACCGGAGGCGACCCUCCAAGAAGAAGCGCCGCUGGAAGCCUUACUUCAAACUAACCUGGGAGGAGAAAAAAGAGCUGGAUGACCGGGAGACGGCACGGGCAUCGCGAAUGCGAGCCGAAAUGUUCGCCAAAGGUCUCCCCGUCGCCCCAUACAACACGACCCAGUUCCUGAUGGAGGAGCACGACCGCGAAGAGCCCAAUCUCAACACGGAGCUGGGCGUCCGAAGAUCCGGUGCGAUCCGCUCCGACGACACGGCCAGCGAGGAGGAUAAUUUUGAAGCCGAGGAGGAAGACGAGGAGGAAGGCGGUGAUGACGGGGGGAGUGACGGGAUGGGUAGACCCGGGCAGGCAGGCGGGGAGUUUCUGCAGAGAGACUUUUCUGAGACCUAUGAGAGAUAUCAUGUCGAGACCCUCCAGAAUAUGUCCAAGCAAGAACUGGUUAGGGAAUACCUGGAGCUGGAGAAGAGCAUGUCGCGGUUAGAAGAGGAGAACAACUGGCUCCGCCACGUCCGGAGAAACCCCGAGCCUUCUGCGGCUGACAGCAGCACCGCCGCCGCCGCCGCUCACGGUGAACAGCGUGUCCGGGAGCUGGAGACUGAGGUGGAGAGACUGAGAGCCGAGAAUAACGAGCUAUUACUCAAAACCCCCAAAACUGGAGGGCCGGGACUCAACCAAUCUCAGCCGUGCUGAAUGAAAUCCAUUGAUGGACAAAAUUUCUACAUGUUUUGUUUCUGUUUUACUUGUCAAAUCGAUCUAAUGUUUCUCUGUCUUACUGUAAACAGCAGCAUCUCUGUGGUAGCUAAUACUCUCUCAGCCUAUGCCGUCUAAAGGUAAUGUUUUCUGACAGAACAUUUGUUUAUUAAAAUCUUAUGUGCGGUCCCACAUAUUUGGUCAGAUGACAAUAAUAUAAGUGUUAAUAAUAACACAUUAAAUUGACAAAGGAUAGCCUACAAUGCUUUUUUUUUGGUAAUGAAAAUGUUUAAAACAGUCAGAAACGGACCUUUUGUGAUUGCACGAGCCGUUGCCAUGGCGUUACAAAUGACUUUAAAGCUAGUUUAAGGUCUUUGUUUGUGUCUUUUAAGCUAUUUUCAUGUAAAACACUCAAAAUAGAACAAAUAUACAGCGUUUCAGGUUCAUUGUUGAUGGCGCACAUGCUUCCGUGUGUUAAUGCAUGACAAGACAGUGUUGUAAACCGUGGAAAAUCGUUAACGGUAUUUUAUCUUGCUUUGCCCAAAUAUGUCGUCCAUUAAAUUAUUCCACAUUUUAGUU
Messenger RNA from Xyrauchen texanus (razorback sucker), 1746 nucleotides. RefSeq names its product HEXIM P-TEFb complex subunit 1 (gene hexim1). Gene Ontology annotation, molecular function: cyclin-dependent protein serine/threonine kinase inhibitor activity; 7SK snRNA binding. Lineage: Eukaryota; Metazoa; Chordata; Actinopteri; Cypriniformes; Catostomidae. The transcript has 2 exons. The record is from RefSeq and is a predicted model, not a curated record. Bases 157 to 1167 code for a protein of 336 amino acids. Gene Ontology annotation, biological process: negative regulation of cyclin-dependent protein serine/threonine kinase activity; negative regulation of transcription by RNA polymerase II. Gene Ontology annotation, cellular component: nucleoplasm; nucleus; cytoplasm.